CAUCUCCGCGCCGGGCGCUGCGAGCGGCGGCCGCGCCGGGAUGGAGGGCGCGAUCCUCGCCCGGGUCCUGGCGCACACCGUGCUACUGCUGCUGAGCCUCUUCCCCGCAGGUGGUGCACUGUCCGAUGUCGUUGUGAAUAAAGGGGAGGAAUUAAGGCUGACGUGCAAUGAGGAGGGACCUGUGACUUGGAACUUCCAGAGCUCGGACCCAUCGACAAAAGCAAGGAGUUCCAAUAACAAAGAGUGGUACACCAAAAGUGCAACAGUCAAAGACAUAGGCAGAUACACAUGCCGAAGCAAAGGGAGUAUUGUCUCCUCUUAUUAUGUUUUUGUUAAAGAUCCAAAUGUGCUCUUCCUUGUUGAGACUCUGAUCUAUGGGAAAGAAGACAGUGACAUCCUGCUAGUGUGCCCGCUAACAGAUCCAAAUGUUGCAAAUUUCACACUGAAAAGAUGCGAUGGCAAACGUCUCCCCAAAAAUAUGACAUUCAUUCCCAAUCCCCAGAAAGGCAUUGUUAUAAAGAACGUGCAGAGGUCAUUCAAGGGCUGCUACCAGUGCUUGGCCAAGCACAAUGGAGUUGAGAAGAUAUCAGAGAGGAUUUUCCUGACUGUGAUACCAGUUCACAAAACUCUUCCUGUCAUCACCUUAUCAAAAAGCUAUGAGCUUCUCAAAGAAGGGGAAGACUUUGAAGUUACAUGCAUAAUCACGGAUGUGGAUAGCAGUGUAAAAACUAGUUGGAUUUCUCACAAAAAUGUGUCUGUUGCAGCCAACAACAGAAAUUUGGGUGAUUAUGGAUACGAAAUGAAAUUAACAUUGAACAUUCCUUCAGUGGGAGUUAAUGAUUCUGGAGAAUUCACAUGCCAAGCAGUAAACUCUUUCGGAAAAAACAAUGCCACAGUAACCUUGAAAGCUCUAGCUAAAGGAUAUGUCCGUUUGUUUGCAACAAUGAAUACCACAAUAGAUAUAAAUGCAGGACAAAAUGGAAACUUAACAGUUGAAUAUGAGGCAUAUCCAAAACCAAAGGAAGAAGUCUGGAUGUACAUGAAUGAAACAUUACAGAAUUCCUCAGACCAUGAUGUCAAGUUCAAGACUCUGGGCAAUAACAGUUACACAAGUGAACUUCACCUUACACGAUUAAAAGGAACAGAAGGAGGCAUUUACACAUUUUUUGUGUCCAACUCUGAUGCCAGCGCCUCUGUAACAUUUAAUGUCUAUGUGAAAACAAAACCUGAGAUUCUCACUCUGGAUAUACUGAGCAAUGGUGUUCUCCAGUGCGUAGCAGCUGGAUUCCCAGCCCCUACCAUCUACUGGUAUUUUUGCCCAGGAACUGAGCAGAGGUGUUUUGAUUCGCCAACAAUAUCCCCCAUGGAUGUCAAAAUUGGUUACACAAAUUCAUCAGCACCGUCAUUUGAACGAAUCCUGGUUGAAAGCACCAUUAAUGCCAGCAUGUUCAGGAGCACUGGCACUGUGUGCUGUGAGGCCUCCAGCAAUGGGGACAGGAGCUCUGCUUUCUUCAACUUUGCUAUUAAAGAGCAAAUCCGUACACAUACCCUUUUCACCCCUUUGCUAACUGCAUUUGGAGUUGCUGCAGGACUGAUGUGCAUCAUAGUCAUGAUCCUGGUGUACAUAUAUUUGCAGAAACCCAAGUAUGAAGUUCAGUGGAAAGUUGUUGAAGAAAUAAAUGGGAACAACUAUGUUUACAUAGAUCCAACACAACUUCCUUAUGAUCACAAAUGGGAAUUUCCUAGAAACCGUUUGAGUUUUGGUAAGACCCUUGGCGCUGGAGCUUUUGGGAAAGUUGUUGAAGCCACUGCUUAUGGUUUAUUUAAGUCUGAUGCUGCUAUGACAGUAGCAGUAAAGAUGUUGAAAACAAGUGCCCAUUUAACGGAGAGAGAAGCCUUGAUGUCAGAGCUUAAAGUGCUGAGUUACCUUGGAAACCACAUUAAUAUCGUGAAUCUGCUUGGAGCUUGCACUAUUGGAGGUCCCACUCUGGUCAUUACAGAAUAUUGCUGUUAUGGUGAUCUUUUAAAUUUUCUGAGACGGAAACGAGAUUCAUUUAUUUGUCCAAAACAUGAAGACCAUGCAGAUGCAGCUGUUUAUGAGAACCUUUUGCAUCAGUCAGAGCCUGCAGCUGAUGUUGCCAAUGAAUACAUGGACAUGAAACCAGGAGUGUCAUAUGCAGUCCCACCGAAGGCUGACAAAAAACGACCUGUGAAGUCUGGAUCCUACACUGAUCAGGAUGUUACCCUUUCCAUGCCGGAAGAUGAUGAACUGGCUUUAGAUGUAGAAGAUCUGCUAAGCUUUUCUUACCAGGUGGCAAAGGGCAUGAGCUUCCUUGCCUCCAAAAACUGCAUUCAUAGGGAUCUGGCUGCAAGAAAUAUUCUUCUAACUCAUGGUCGAAUUACAAAAAUCUGUGACUUUGGCCUGGCAAGAGAUAUAAGGAAUGACUCAAAUUAUGUGGUCAAAGGAAAUGCUCGUCUUCCUGUGAAGUGGAUGGCACCUGAAAGUAUUUUCAAUUGCGUCUAUACCUUUGAGAGUGAUGUCUGGUCUUAUGGGAUACUGCUUUGGGAGCUCUUUUCUUUAGGAAGCAGCCCCUAUCCAGGGAUACCAGUGGACUCCAAGUUCUAUAAAAUGAUCAAAGAGGGAUACAGGAUGUUCAGCCCUGAGUGUGCACCACCUGAAAUGUAUGACAUAAUGAAGAGUUGCUGGGAUGCUGAUCCUCUACAGAGACCCACAUUUAAACAAAUUGUACAAAUGAUAGAGCAGCAGCUUUCAGAUAAUGCCCCCCGGGUUUAUGCCAACUUCUCAACCCCACCUUCCAGUCAAGGAAAUGCUCCAGAUCACUCGGUGAGGAUUAACUCCGUGGGCAGCAGUGCUUCAUCUACUCAGCCUCUCCUGGUACGCGAGGGUGUUUAAGUGGUGUGUGGAGAAGAGGAGAUCACAUGUGUUAGCUGUUUGUAUUGUGCAGGGGCUGAGAGAGGGACAACUUCAAUAAUUUCUCUUUCUUUUACUCACUACUACCACUGUGUAGCUGAAACGUUGUUGUAAUACUGUCCUUUACCACGCACUGUUAUACAUAAACUUAAUCUGCUGAGCACGGUUACAGGCAUCAUUGCAGUGUUAAUUGAAGCUGUAUAUAUUUCGCUAUAUUGUGUGUAUUUGCAGUAGAGAGCCAGAUGUGAAGGAAAAAAAACAACCGACAAAAGAAAGCCUAAGCCAGGGUGUGGAAUUAGAUGACUGCAGAUCAAACCAAAUCUGCAGUGAUUCUUCUCUGGAUCUGUGCCUGGAAUGCAUACAGUCAUUUUCUAGUUAAUCUUCUUUUUCUGAAUUUGGAAAAUAAACAUGUUAAUGGUUUUGUAAACCCCUUUCCACAUCCAGGCAAGCCUGAGUGGCUUUCCCAGGCAGGUAUCUUAGGUUGGAGGCCAGUGAGGGUGCUGUAUUUACCUGGGAAAAAGAGGAGAAGGAAUCAAGACCCUUCCAAAGUUUAUCUGCACAGCUGGAAACCCUCCUGGGAGCUCAGGGAUUUAAACCAGAGAAGAAGGGAGGAAGAGCAUGGAUUUUCAUUGUUAUUUUCCACCUGUGCUGUCAUGCUGUCACCCUUGCAGAGCAGUUGCACGGUUUCCAUGGAUAUAUGCACUGCUGGGUCUCACUCCACCAUGGAGCCUGAACUGCUGCUCUGGCACUCUGCCUGGGGUGUCCAAAGACUUUGACAUUUGUUUUGCUAAUAGUUGCAUCUAAAGGUGUUCACCAAAGAUAGGUGGGCCCUGCCAAAUUGGUCAAAACAGAGGAGGAAGGCUGCUGUCAGUAAACUGUGUCUGGAGAAGAGGCCGUUUAACAAAUCAUCUUAUCUAUGGGAGAGCAGAGAAAAAUAAUGCUCUCCUGGGGGCCCUUUCUUUAUCUUGUCCUACCCAAGUGAAUCUUUCCCACAGGCAGUCCUGGAUAGUGCUAACUGGAAAGGGUUAUUUUCCUUCACCCCAAGUUGUUUCUGUGAUAACAAAGAAGAGUCUAACUGAGAAGUGCCAAAUUUAUAAAUGGCAUAAAAAAAAGAAUCCUUUCAUUCUUCUUUGACAGAUGUGAAGCUUUGGGGUCAGCAUCUGUUGAGCCCAGGGUUGUGCUAAAAAGUGUUUUCUAACCCCUUUUCUUCCCGCCAGGAGCACUGCUGGUUCUUUUCUUCCUUUGUUUCUGACCCCUAAAAAUAAGUAAAGGCGUUGAGAGAAGCAUUUCUCAGAGACAGAGUACUACUUGAGUACCUAUUUAUUUACAAUGCACUUAAGCACUCUGUAACUUUUACUUUACUGGGAUUUUGGUUGAGUUUACAUGCAAUUCAAAUGUGUAACUAACUGUUCACGUACAAGGUAAUUGUAAAUACACACACUGGUAGUAUAUUUUGGGUUGCAUUGAAUACCGUGCUCCUUCUGUGAUUGUGCAUUUGGUUUAUUGUUACAGGAAUCCGUCUUUCAGAGUUAAAUAAAAAAAUUAACCAUUUGCACUGAACUUACUUAGGCUGUUGCACCUUUCCAAAGUUAGCCAUUAGUUUGGAUGCACUCUUAUGCAUACUAGUUGUUGAGCAUUUUCAGUUUAAUGCUAUAAAAGCUCUUUUGUAAUGUGUUGGCUUUUGGAGCAACUGUAGACAAACUAGUUGUUAUAGAUGUCUCGGUACUUUACAGACACUUAGCUGAAAGAGGUUUGGGUUUUUUUGUUCUUGAAAUUUAUAUUUUUAUAAUUUGGGGGGGUUUGAAACUUAUUUUGCCAUGGCUUGGUGUUUUGAAUGGGUUUAUGCAUUGUUUUUGUAAAUAUGGAAAUGUAGCAAUAAUGUCCUUUUGACUAUUCUCAGUCCUUGAGUCUCAAAAAUAUUUUUUUAUAUAUAUAUAUGCAAAAACUAUAUGUAUAAAUAUGUAAGUGUUUGAAAGUUUAUGAAACACUUAUGGAUAUGUUGCUGAGUUGUAGAAUUGCAGUUAAGAAAAGUUCAAAUAAAUCUGUAAAUAUAUAUUCAAAUGCUACCAAUGUGUAUUACGUUAAGACUGAAUAUUUUAAUGUAAGUUUCAUUAAUUUUAUUAAUUUCAUGAAUAAAUUCCUGGGUUGAAGCAAAA
Messenger RNA from Catharus ustulatus (Swainson's thrush), 5088 nucleotides. RefSeq names its product KIT proto-oncogene, receptor tyrosine kinase (gene KIT). The transcript has 21 exons. Gene Ontology annotation, molecular function: cytokine binding; ATP binding; transmembrane receptor protein tyrosine kinase activity. The record is from RefSeq and is a predicted model, not a curated record. Gene Ontology annotation, biological process: positive regulation of receptor signaling pathway via JAK-STAT; Kit signaling pathway; B cell differentiation. Gene Ontology annotation, cellular component: signaling receptor complex. NCBI's taxonomy places the organism in Eukaryota, Metazoa, Chordata, Aves, Passeriformes, Turdidae. Bases 41 to 2914 code for a protein of 957 amino acids.